Egretta garzetta (little egret) is the source of this 656-nucleotide messenger RNA. It is a transcript of the gene NDUFA5, whose product is annotated as NADH:ubiquinone oxidoreductase subunit A5. The transcript has 5 exons. Bases 1 to 540 code for a protein of 179 amino acids. Gene Ontology annotation, biological process: respiratory electron transport chain. The record is from RefSeq and is a predicted model, not a curated record. NCBI's taxonomy places the organism in Eukaryota, Metazoa, Chordata, Aves, Pelecaniformes, Ardeidae.
AUGCGCCUACCAAGUGCAGCAAAGCACGACCUGGGGUGCACUGCCACGGCACACCCAGCCCACCCCAAGGCUGCCCCGCGCUGCCCCUCCCCUUCUCGAGCGCCGCACACGGGCGGCCCCGCCGGGCCUGCGGUGAGCCGAAACCAGUCAGUCGGAGGGCGCGGGAGGGCGUGCGUAGGCCUACUGAACGUGCGUGUGCUCUCUGUGCAGACCACCGGACUCGUGGGGUUGGCUGUCGCUGAGAACCCGCAUGAGCGCCUGCGAAUACUCUACACAAAAAUCCUUGGUGUCCUGCAGAACGUUCCCAAAGAUGCAGCUUAUAGGAAAUACACUGAGCAGAUUGUAAAACAGCGAUUUAAUUUGGUGCAAACGGAGACUGAUGUGCAAAAACUACAGGACAAACUGAACAGUGGUCACAUAGAAGAAGUCAUUGUACAGGCUGAAAAUGAGCUUUCCCUGGCAAGAAAAAUGAUACAGUGGAAACCAUGGGAGCCUCUAGUUGAAGAACCACCUUCUGACCAGUGGAGAUGGCCAAUAUAAUUUUCAAAAUGGUGUAACCUCUUGAAAGUCAAAAAAAAGUUAAUUAUUAAUCUGUUGUUACUGACAGUUGUCUUUAAAUUAAAGAUAAUAACUUCAUAAAAACAUGUUUUGUCCUA